Molecule: messenger RNA, 1607 nt
Organism: Raphanus sativus (radish)
Lineage: Eukaryota; Viridiplantae; Streptophyta; Magnoliopsida; Brassicales; Brassicaceae
Exons: 5
Coding region: 111-1370 (419 amino acids)
Biological process (GO): regulation of DNA-templated transcription
Cellular component (GO): nucleus
Source: RefSeq, a predicted model, not a curated record
CAGUCUCAUCUUUUAAAAAAAAAAAAAAAACAAUAUAACUUCUUCAGAGCAGCGAGAGACGAGAGAGAUCAGUGCAAUCUGAAAAAGCAGUGGAACCAUAACCAUCAACCAUGCUCGCCAUGAGAACAGCAAUGGAAGCUUCAAUGCCCAAAUCAAACCCUAAUAAUGGGAACACUAAGGCCUCUCUCUACGAACAAUGCCGAGAAGAGAGGAUCAGAGAGAAUCUUCAGCGGAUGCAGAAUCUCGGCAUCAUGAAUCUCGCGAGAAAACUCCAAUCCGAGACCCGACCCGGUAAAAGACCGUUCGGUAACUCUAACCCGGCUCCGAAAUCGACUCCUCCCACCGCUCCUUCUCGGCGAUCUUCCCGGUUGGAGAACUCAACUCCUGUUACCUACAACGAGAGAGACAAUGUGAAAGCUAAAAAAUCAAAGGGAGAGAGACUGUUGAUUUGUGAAGGCCCAAGGGUGGAGGUGUACACAGAGGAGCAUGAGAAGCUGCUUGGGAACACAGAACGAAGCUGGACUUGCUUUGUUGAUGGCUAUGCCAAGGAUGGGAAACGGAUUUAUGAUCCCUUCAAGGGUAAAACUUGUCACCAGUGCAGGCAGAAAACGCUCGGUCAUCGGACACAGUGCAGUGUAUGCGACAUGGUCCAAGGACAAUUCUGUGGUGAUUGCUUGUUCAUGAGAUAUGGGGAACAUGUUCUGGAAGCUCUUGAGAAUCCAGAAUGGGUUUGCCCUGUUUGCCGCGGGAUUUGCAACUGCAGUUUGUGCCGGAAUCAUAAAGGAUGGGUUCCAACUGGUCCAAUUUAUAGAAGGAUAGCUAAACUCGGCUACAAGUCUGUAGCACAUUAUCUGAUUCAAACCAAACGUGCACAAACUGAUGAUGUCACCCCGAAUCAAGCUUCUGCAAAGAGAUCGCUUUCCUUCCAAGAAGUUAAACAACUUCCUAACGCUGAUGAUGAUGAUCUCCCUAAUGAGGUACCACAGCUUCAGAUUAUGGGAAGUCAAAAUGGUGAUUCCUUGAAGAAAGAGGAAGGUGGAAACACAACAGACGAGAAUCAGAAUUCAGCUAAAAGGUCACUGAGCUUCUGCUUGCCUGAUCAGACUCCAUGGGUUCCAAAAGCUCAUGAAAAGACAGGACAAAUAUCAAGUUUGGACUUCUUUCCGGUCGAUAUUGAGGUUCUUAGCGAGGAGCCAAAGACCAUAGGUAACUCGGUGAGGAGUAAGAAGAGAACAUCUCCCGAACCUAAUUCAGAGAGCAUUGGCAGCGGUGUGAUUACUCGAAGCAAGAGGAAAGCGGCUUUGGAACCUAAUCCAGAUAGUAUUGGUGCAAGACUAAGGCAGCGUCGAAGGAGCCAAAGUGGCCUUUAGAAAAGAAGUUUCAGAGAAACAAAACUAUCUCUCAUUCUCUCGCUCACAUCUCCCCCCUAUGUCCUGUCUUUUUUUGUUGUGUUGUUCCUUCACAACUUAACCUCUUUGGUUUCUCUCUCUGUUAUGUCACUCUGACUCUUUUUUAGGUUUUUUCUGGUUGCUUGUUCAACCUCUUUGACAAUUUAACUUCUUUUGUUCUAAUGGAUCGAGAAAAAAUCAUUACAAGACUCUUUAGCA